AUGUUCAGAAUUGGGCUAAUUUUUGCCUCUUUUGCUGUGGUUUCUAUCAUCGCAGUCGAUAGACACAAGAUCGUCUACAAGAGCUUGCAAGAAGCAGCUGUUGAAUGUGGUCAGUACACUAUAAAAGGUCAGUGCCUUGGCCGCUGUGAAACGCUGAUAACUCGCGACUGGAACGAUACGACUGGAAUGUCACCGGCUUACAGUCGCUUCUUCCAACCGGAUCCUGUGGACGAGUGCAAUCUCAACCGGACUCAGCGAUGCCUCCAGACCAAAGUGUAUACCGUUCCACGUCCGAGAACCUGCCAACGGGCGUCCGAAUCUAUUCAGUGCUACCUUGAUCAGUUUGGCCAAGUCAAUUUGACCACCCCACAGUUCAUUCGGUUCACGCCUUUGCAAGAUGAUCAGAUUGUUCUGGAAUGUGCCGCCAUAAUGGGAUAUACUUACGAGCAGGUUUAUGCUUGGAUCAGGGAAUCCGCAUUCCAACGACCGGAAACCCGAUGCAUCUACCGGUGCUUCCUGAUCAGAUCGGGACUGUACAGCGAUUCGGAAGGACUUAAUAUGGCUCGGUUCUACGUUCUUUGCGGCGGAUACGAGGAAGACUUCUAUCAGCGCGUUGAACAAUGUGCGGCCAGAUUACGUCAAGAAGUUCCGUGCAAUGAUAAGUGCACACUGGCGCAGCGACUGGCUAUCGAAUGCAUUGGUGCAGACUACCAAGCGGGAAACUUGGCUACCAAUACAAACAGCAAGGCCGUUGAGGGUUCUCGAGUUCAGAAUAUUAAUUUGAACGCGAGAGAUUCCAGCAUCACUGCAUCCAAUGUUGAAUCCGGGAACAUCAUCACGAUUUCGAGGACAGACUCCGACACUUAUGUCUAUGGAGACACCAACUAUUUUGACAACUAUUUUGAAGCCUAA
Molecule: messenger RNA, 912 nt
Organism: Aedes aegypti (yellow fever mosquito)
Lineage: Eukaryota; Metazoa; Arthropoda; Insecta; Diptera; Culicidae
Product: general odorant-binding protein 45-like
Exons: 2
Coding region: 1-912 (303 amino acids)
Biological process (GO): sensory perception of smell
Molecular function (GO): odorant binding
Source: RefSeq, a predicted model, not a curated record